This is a messenger RNA of Ostreococcus tauri, 1182 nucleotides long. RefSeq names its product unnamed product. The transcript has a single exon. NCBI's taxonomy places the organism in Eukaryota, Viridiplantae, Chlorophyta, Mamiellophyceae, Mamiellales, Bathycoccaceae. Bases 1 to 1182 code for a protein of 393 amino acids. The record is from RefSeq and is a predicted model, not a curated record.
AUGAACACGUCCAAUAAACGCGAGGACAUCCUCGAGCGCGCCCGAGCGAUCGCGAUCGCGUCGACGACGAACACGGAGCGCUCGCAGAGCGGGACGGAUGCGAACGCCUCGAGCGAAUUUCGCGCCCUCGGACGCCGACGCGCGCGUGAUUGGCUCCCGCUCGAGGAACGAAGCGAAAGGAGAGACGCGCCGUAUCGCCCGCGAGGCGAUAGAGCGCCGACGGGGACGACGGAGAGGACGGGAGCGGUGCAGAGGGUGAAUGACGCGCGCGGGACGGCGACGCGCGGGACGGCGACGCGCGGGACGGCGGAGGACGCGGAGCGACAGGCAAAAGCGAACUCGGUGAUGCUAGGGAUGUUACCGGACGGCGAGCGGCCGAUGGUGGAGCAGGCGUUCUCGAUACGAGCGCCGAGUAAGGUGCCGCGGGCGGCGCGGCAGCGGUUUCUGGACGCGCUCGCUGCGAAAAAGUUGAGAGACGCCGCGGGUGUCGGGCCACGGGCUGCGGUGAGCGAGGAGUGGUUGCGAACGCAUCCGAAAGAGCGCGCGCGCGCGAUUGGGGAGGCGGUGACGGAGGAGGGGAAAAUUCACGCCAAGGCGACGAGCAAGGUGACGUAUAAAAAUAUGGCGGCGCAGCUCAUGCUUCGCGGAGGUGAGUCGGUGAAACCGGCUCCGGGAGCUCUGAAGCAGGAGUACAAGUGCGACGCAGCGGAUGGGGUGGAUCUCUCCGUCGCGCGAACGGUGAGAGGGGAUGCGUUCACGUUUUUCAUCGACGCGUGUAGACACAGAAGCGGUAACGCCCACCCGCGAUGGUUCGAUGAGUCCGUGGAGGAUGUUGACGACGCCAAGACCAUUGAGUCGGAUGACAUCGAGCAACCGUCGCCAGAAGUCAUGGUGUCGCCAGAAGUCAUGGUGUCGCCAGAAGUCAUGGUGUCGCCAGAAGUCAUGGUGUCGCCAGAAGUCGCAGUGUGCGCGCUGUGUCGCACGUACAUCAAGUCACUAGUGGAAUCUGGCGCUUACGAUGACUCGCUGUCCGAAAUAGUCAAAGAAAAGGUCGUGAAGAAAGUGAUGGCUCGACGUCGAGACGCGACGGAUGCUUCAUUCGUAGACAAAGAGAGCGCGAGCAUACAGAAGCUCAUCGCGAGUCAGUUCGAGGCGGAGACUAAGCGCGCGGCACGUAGAUAG